Molecule: messenger RNA, 1828 nt
Organism: Euleptes europaea (tarantolino)
Lineage: Eukaryota; Metazoa; Chordata; Lepidosauria; Squamata; Sphaerodactylidae
Gene: MPP3
Product: MAGUK p55 scaffold protein 3
Exons: 18
Coding region: 10-1770 (586 amino acids)
Cellular component (GO): cell-cell junction; plasma membrane
Molecular function (GO): protein binding
Source: RefSeq, a predicted model, not a curated record
GAAGAAGCCAUGCCUGUGUUAUCAGAAGAUUCAGGUUUGCAUGAGACCCUGGCCCUCCUGACGUCGCAGCUGAGGCCUGACUCCAAUCACAAGGAAGAAAUGGUGUUCUUGAAGGACAUCUUCAGCGAGAGAAGUCUUAGCUAUUUAAUGAAGAUUCAUGAAAAGCUGUGCCAUUAUGAAAGGCAGAGUCCGGUCCCUGUUCUGCACAGUGCAUCGGCUCUAGCUGAAGAUGUGAUAGAAGAAUUGCAGACGGCGCCCAUGAAUAACGAUGAAAAGGAGCUGCUUCAGCUGCUGUCCACACCACAUCUCAGGGCGAUGCUUGUUGUACACGACACGGUUGCCCAGAAGAAUUUUGACCCUGUCCUUCCUCCUUUGCCGGACAACUUUGAUGAAGAUUUUGAUGAGGAAUCGGUGAAAAUAGUUCGUCUGGUGAAGAAUAAAGAGCCCUUGGGUGCAACCAUUCGGCGGGAUGAGCACACCGGUGCUGUCAUUGUGGCACGGAUCAUGAGGGGCGGGGCCGCAGAUCGCAGUGGUCUUGUGCACGUAGGCGAUGAGCUGCGUGAAGUGAAUGGCGUUGUUGUACUUCACAAAAGGCCCGAGGAAAUCAGCCAGAUUUUGGCUCAGUCCCAGGGAUCGAUAAUGCUGAAAAUAAUUCCAGCCAUCAAGGAAGAAGAUCGCCUGAAGGAAAGCAAGGUGUUCAUGAGAGCCCUUUUCUCCUACAACCCCAAAGAGGAUAAAGCCAUCCCUUGCCAGGAAGCUGGGCUGCCAUUUCAGAGAAGACACAUCUUGGAGGUGGUGAGCCAGGAUGACCCGACCUGGUGGCAGGCGAAGCGUGUGGGGGACACCAACCUUCGGGCUGGGCUGAUCCCCUCGAAGCAGUUCCAGGAAAGGCGCCUGAUGUACAGGAGGACCAUCGGCAUGCUGCACAACACGAGAAGCUUAACAAAGCCGCUCUACGAUCAGUCUUCCGAGAAAGAAGACUGUGAUUGCGAGGGAUACUUCAAUGGACAGUAUAUAGCCGGCUUGCGGCGGAGCUUCCGGCUGAGCCGAAAGGAGAAGCAAAGCAGCCAGCCUGAAACCAGGCAAGCGGAACCCACUCAGACCUCUGAACUUCUCACAUACGAGGAAGUCACCAAAUACCAGCAGCAGCCGGGCGACAGGAAGAGACUGGUGGUUUUGAUCGGUUCUUUGGGGUCCCGAUUAAACGAACUCAAGCAGAAGGUGGUGUCAGAGAACCCACAGGAAUAUGGGGUCGCCGUGCCACAUACCACAAGGUCCAAGAAGAGUCACGAAAAGGAGGGGGUGGAGUACAACUUUGUUUCCAAGCAGUCAUUUGAGUCCGACGUGCAACAUAACAAGUUUGUAGAGCAUGGAGAGUAUAAGGAGAAUCUCUACGGGACAAGCUUGGAGGCCAUACAGUCGGUCAUGUCCAAGAACAAAGCGUGCCUUGUGGAUGUCGUGCCUGAGGCCGUGGUGCACUUGCGGACGCCGGAGUUCAAGCCCUACGUUGUCUUUGUGAAGCCUCUUAUUUUGGAAAAGAAAAAGACUGUCCCGACGUCCCUCGCGCCGGAUGACAUCGCUGCCCCGCUUGAUGAGGAACAGCUAGAAAUGGCUAACUCGGCUGCCUUCAUCGAAGAACAGUACGGCCACUUUAUCGACACGGUCCUGGUGAAAGAAGACCUCCAUAGUGCCUGCAGCCAGUUGAAAACCAUAUUGGAGAAACUAAACACAGACUCCUUUUGGGUGCCGGUAUCGUGGGUCAGAUUAUAGUCAGCAAUGCUGUGCCAAAUUAGAAGUGAUUCCUGUUUGCUAAUAUGCUGUAAAUAUA